Molecule: messenger RNA, 1907 nt
Organism: Pygocentrus nattereri (red-bellied piranha)
Lineage: Eukaryota; Metazoa; Chordata; Actinopteri; Characiformes; Serrasalmidae
Exons: 1
Coding region: 397-1221 (274 amino acids)
Source: RefSeq, a predicted model, not a curated record
UGGUAUCAACUCCAUCUGCUGGAGCAGGCGGGGAGGACGCUGAUGUUGCUCUUCACCUCAUUCAGCCACUCCAGCAGAUCCUCUCGCGCAUCAAACGACAGAACAUGUGCAGCGCGUGUGGAGGUUUAAUGGCGUACAGAGUCGAAUGCAGGGCUUAAAGAGGGCGGAUUUAGGACUGUGCCACCUUCACAGAGCGGGUUUGUAGCAGGCUGGAGCGACUGUAAUGCACAAUGCCUCGGUGCGUUUUGGAGAAAGCUCUUACGAACGGAGGGAAAGUAGAAACCACCACAGCGUGAGAAACCAGGCUAGAGAAAUUUCCCGAACUUCACACUGUCGAGCUCAAAAAGCCUCAAGACGGACGGCGAAAAGGAGCAAAGAGGGAGACACCGGGGGGGCAUGAGGGCGCGGGACUUCAUGCCUAACAUGGAACGAGGCAAACCUGCCACAUACACGGGGGACAAAAAGGCAAAAAUGGCCGCUAAGACCAACAAGAAGUGGGUAAGACUGGCUACAGUUUUCGCGUACGUUCUGUCCGUGUCACUGGCUGCCAUAAUCCUGGCUGUUUACUACAGUCUGAUAUGGAAGCCAACGUCAGCAUCGCCGUCGUCUAGACGCCCAGAUAUUACAGCCACGGUCUCUACUACCUCUAUGAUCUCCAGCGCUAUCAAUAGCACGGAUGCCCUCUUAGAUAGCAGCAAUAGGACGAAUAAUUCAGCUGCAGAGCCAUUGGCAACCACAGAUGCUGGAGCAGGUUAUGCUGGGGGAGCAUACACUGGGGUGGACAGCAGUGGGAAAAGCUCCAGUGACCUCCCUGCAGGUUCAGCACCUAGUACAACUAAUACUGACCCCAGCAUUACUGUAGAGCCAAGCCUCGUGCCAGACGAGGACAAAGUAAGCGAGUCGCCUGAGAGGCAAGGGGUCACUGACUUUGUGCAGGGCAGGUAUGACAGCUCUGGGGACAACUCAGCAGCAGAGAACCAACCGGUGGAGCUGACCCGCACACAUAGGCCCCCCAGCUGGGAUCCUGCUUCCUCCAGUGAGAGCUCAUCAGAGUGGACCACCGGUCCGACCCCAUGGAGAGCCUUCUUGGAAAUGCCGGACGCAUCCCCCUUCACACGUGUCGAGCUGGAUUUGGCUGAGGGCUCUUCUCCACUGCAAGACGAGAUGGUUCCUAAGGACGCAGAGGAUUCCACAUUCACGUUUGCUCCAGGGCGCACGUGAUUACUCACACACAAGUAUAAUGACUUGUACGUGAAAGCUAAUGUGGGAGUUAGUGAGGAACUGCUUUGAUUUGACCACCUUUUUCUGUCAGGAUGUAAGCAGUGUCAGUCGUCCUGAUCUUGAAAAAGCUUGGUCAAAGCCAUAUGAGUUUUAUAUCCAGCAUCCUUCACUGAGAACUCUUAGACAAUCCACUCAGAGGAAAGACAGUCCUAAGACAGUAUGGGAAAAGACAGUCAUCGAGACUAUUGAAGGAAUAUGAGCCAUUGACUUCGGACAAGCUGGACAGAAACAUUUUCCGGUAGCGUGUAUGUGUUUCCAUAUGGGAUCAAAUUUUAAACAGGAACUAAGAUAGAAACACAUAGCGUAUGUAGUUUUGCUCAGGUGAAUAUCUCUGUAAGUUUUAAAAAAAAAAAAGCCUGUCAGAUAGACAAACAUACACUGUGCAGAAUAGUCUAUGUUGGACUUUUAGUAAAGUAGUUUUUUAAUAUAAUAAAAAAAUAUAUAAUUAAUGUGCAUUGCUAAAAAAAAACAUGAAAUAUAAACACAUUUUAUGUUUGCUGAUUGACAGACACAAUGCAAAACACGAAGGCUGCAGAUGAAGGCUAAUUCUAUGAUCGAGCGUUCUGAACAAAAUGAAUUCAAGCUUGUUUUAAUUUAAUAUGAAGAAUAAAGGGAAAUUCCACUGA